Melitaea cinxia (Glanville fritillary) is the source of this 993-nucleotide messenger RNA. It is a transcript of the gene GlcAT-I, whose product is annotated as galactosylgalactosylxylosylprotein 3-beta-glucuronosyltransferase I. Gene Ontology annotation, cellular component: Golgi membrane. Gene Ontology annotation, molecular function: galactosylgalactosylxylosylprotein 3-beta-glucuronosyltransferase activity. Lineage: Eukaryota; Metazoa; Arthropoda; Insecta; Lepidoptera; Nymphalidae. The transcript has 5 exons. The coding region runs from base 1 to 861 and encodes 286 amino acids. Gene Ontology annotation, biological process: carbohydrate metabolic process; chondroitin sulfate proteoglycan biosynthetic process. The record is from RefSeq and is a predicted model, not a curated record.
AUGCAUUUUGUAAAUAUCAAAAAGCAAUAUCUUGCAUUCGGGAUGUUGGUGUUUGUUGUACUAUUUUUCUUUAAUAGCCGACCCGCUAUUCAAUGUCAGUUUACACCAGAAAUAACAACGUACCUACCAACAAUAUACGGGAUAACUCCAACGUAUGCGAGACUCGCUCAAAAGGCCGAUUUAACAAGAUUAUCACAGACCUUGAUGCUAGUGAAGAAUUUUCAUUGGAUUGUUAUUGAGGAUUCUGAGACUAAAACUAAAUUGGUUGAAAAUUUGCUCAAAGAAUCAACUUUAAAAUACACCCAUCUCAAUGUUAAGACACAUAAAUCAAAACAUUCAACAGCCAGUGGAGUGGAACAGAGGAAUAUCGCUCUCAAUUGGCUGAGAGAUCAUUUGAAAGCAGCGGAUGACAAAAGAGGUGUUGUUUAUUUUAUGGAUGACGAUAACACAUACUCCUUGAAGGUUUUCGAUGAGAUGCGAAAAAUCAAUAAAGUAGGAGUAUGGCCUGUAGGUAUAGUAGGGGGAAUGCGAGUCGAGAUGCCUCUAGUGACCAAUGGUAAGGUCUCUGGUUUCAAUGCAGUGUGGAAACCAUUUAGACCUUUCCCUAUCGAUAUGGCUGGUUUCGCCAUCAACGCUACAUUGUUUUUGCAACACCCAGAGGCUAAAUUUUCUAGAAAAGUCCAGUCUGGGUUUCAGGAAAGUGAAAUUUUGAAAUACGUCGCUACAAAAGAUGAUCUCGAGCCUUUAGCAGAGAACUGUACCAAGGUAUACGUAUGGCACACACGUACACAAAAACCUUCUAUACUAAAUCCUAAGAAAUUGAAGCACCCACCACUACCAGACGACCAUAUUGAAGUCUGAUUUGACAAUAAUUUUAAUAAAAAAUAAAUAAAUAACUAAUAAUUGGUAAAUAAUUUGGUCUUAAAUGUAUAACAUAUUGAGCGUUAAUCGAUUUAGUAAAAUUAAUUAAAAUUACAAUUACGCUGAAAAUAU